Messenger RNA from Teleopsis dalmanni, 997 nucleotides. RefSeq names its product probable tRNA(His) guanylyltransferase. Gene Ontology annotation, molecular function: tRNA guanylyltransferase activity; magnesium ion binding. NCBI's taxonomy places the organism in Eukaryota, Metazoa, Arthropoda, Insecta, Diptera, Diopsidae. The transcript has 2 exons. The record is from RefSeq and is a predicted model, not a curated record. Bases 50 to 988 code for a protein of 312 amino acids. Gene Ontology annotation, biological process: tRNA modification.
AACAAUGUGCGGUUUUAAACUAAGCAGCAGUUUACAAUAAAUAAAAUAAAUGCCGGCAUGUAAAAUACUUAAAAACAAAAUUAUUACAGAAUUAAUUAAAUGUUUCCAUACAAGUAAAAUGGCUUGCAGUCGUUAUGAAUAUGUAAAAACCUAUGAACGGGAGGACAACAUUCUACCAAAUGUAUGGAUCGUUGUACGCGUUGAUGGCAAAGGAUUUCAUAAAUUUUCCAAAAUACACAACUUCGAAAAGCCUAAUGACGAAAAUGCACUGAAUUUAAUGAACUACGCUGCCAUGACUGUUAUGACCGAAUUCCGCGACAUAGUGCUCUCUUUUGGACAAAGCGAUGAGUAUUCUUUUGUUUUCCGAAAAGAAUCGAACAUUUAUAAUCGACGUGCUUCUAAAUUGCUUUCAUAUGUAACAAGUCUGUUUACAUCUGCUUACGUCAUGAACUGGAUGAUGUUUUUACCAAAAACGAAAUUACAGUACCCUCCUUGUUUUGAUGGUCGUGUUGUGCUCUAUCCCUCAGAUCAAAAUUUACGAGACUAUUUGAGUUGGCGACAGGCUGAUGUUCAUAUCAAUAAUUUAUACAAUACAGCUUUUUGGAAUCUUGUGCAGCAAGCUGGUCUUACUGCCAGGGAAGCAGAAGCCGAAUUGCGUGGUACAAUUUCGUCAGAUAAAAAUGAAUUAUUGUUUUCUAAAUUUGGCAUUAACUAUAAUAAUUUGCCAACCAUGUUUCGCAAAGGCACAAUAUUACUAAGAAAACGUGUACGUACAAGUCCCGAUGAUUGUAUUGGUCAACUUAUUGUGCCAAUGCAUGAGGAUAUGAUACGAAACCAAUUUUGGAAUACGCAUACUGAAUUAUUAGGAAAAUACUUACCAGGUGAAUAUUUAUACAAUUGCAAUAGUACAGAAGAUUUGUCUAAUAUACUACUGGAAAAACAAAUGGAGACACUUAAACUUAAUAAUAUAAAGAAAGAAGAACUAUAGUACAAAUUA